AUGGAAAAAAAUAAAGUAUCUCCAAAAAUCAUUAUUGAUGGUCACACAGUGGUAUGUGCUACUGAAUAUAUUCAAGAGCAGCCACCGCGUCUAACACCAACUGGAAAAAUAAGUCACGCGAAAACGAGAGUUUAUACACAACGUUAUCGCAAAGAGUGGGAACUUAUGCCUGAUUUCAAAGGAUGGCUGACAUCAGUAGAAAGGCAACCUACACGUGCGUACUGUACAUAUUGUAAGAAAAAUCUUCAUGCACAUCGGUUGUCACUAUUAAAACAUACCUGUACAAUGAAACACCAAAGAGCAGCACUGAUGCAUCAAACCCAUAUGCAAAAAACUGGAGAAGGUGAUCUCAAGUAUUCACCUCCAUUUGAAACAAUAACUUUCGAAACUGUAAAACAGAAUGACGAUGAAGAGAACGAAGAUGGUAAUGAUAAUGAUGAUGAUGAUGAUGAUGAUGAUGAUGAUAAUGAUGAAGGUAAUAAUGAUAAUGAGCAUGAAGUCGAGUACAACGAAGAUAUAGAAUAUAUUGAAGAACAGAGUAUAGAUAUGGACAAUGAGGAACAAAUUGACGAAAAAACCCAGCAGAUUGUUGAGCUGGAAGAUUGUGAUUCACAAGAUUUUUCUUUAAAAAUAGAUAAAAAUGAACCGUGUAGUAAAAAGAUUAAGCUAGAUCCUGGUGAGCGUAGAGAUACAUUGGCUGAAGCAAUGGCGCAUGUACAUGGAGAAUAUUCAGAUGAUAAUGACAAUCAAUACGAGGAAGAUGACUGUGAAAAUAUUGUGCAUAAUGAAGACAAUAUUACAGAAGAAGAGAGAAAAAUUAAUCAAGUGCCAAUAACUAAAAUCUUGAAAAAUCAGCAAAGUGGUGUUGUUAUUAAACUACGUAAUAAGAAAAUUACAGAUGAUUUAAAUACAAAUAAUGAUACUGAUGAAAUGGGAACAAAGGUUUACACUACUUGUCAAUUAAAUUCAUCACAUCUUUUGAACGCUGCACCACACGAAAUAAAAAAAUUGGUUGCUAUUGUAUCAAAGGGAACGAAAACGACGCUAUUUCCUGGUAAAACUCUGACAUUCACUCCAUCAAAAUUAAAUUCUAAAUUGGUUCUUGAUAAACUCAAAGGUAGUAAUAAUUUAUCUUUGGUGGUGUCAGAUCCAAAAACACUAACUCAACGUUCUCCUGUAUCUAAAAUAUCUAAUAACAAUGAUACCAAUAUUAAUAAUAAUAAUUCUACCAUUAAUACUAAAAAUAACUCAAAAGGAUCUACUGUUACCGCUGGUCCGAGUGAAAAAACUAAAAAACCAAGUAAUUUAAUUAGAAAUAUCAAAUUUAAGCCACCACCUAUUUCCACUCAUGUCAUGGAUACUAGCAAAGGAAUUCCUGUAUCUGGACUUCAAGUAAGUUUGUAUAAACUUAUGGAUGGACGAUGGACCUUCUUAAACGAAAGCUCAACAUUAUCUGACGGACGUUGUACAGAUCUUGUUGAUGAUUCAAAAAUAAAUUUAACUGCAGGCCGCUAUAAGAUUCAUUUCGACGUCGAUAAAUAUUUCACAGUCCGAAGAAUUGAAACAAUGUAUCCAUUCAUUGAAAUAGUGUUUGAUGUUAAGAAUCCAACAGGAAAUUAUCAUAUACCAGUUUUAUUGAGUCCACAUAGCUACACAACUUAUCGCGAUUCUGGAGGGUGGCCCAGUUGGGAUGAUAUUUUGUCUCUUGACUUAAAAUUUAUACAAAUUACGUCAAAAAAAUAUUUUUGUAUUUUGUUACACAUAUCUACUCACGUAUUAGAUACAAGUCGUGGAAUCCCAGUGCCGAAUCUACCGGUGAGUCUUCACAAAAACGAAAGUACCAUCUGGGUUUUGAUAAGUGAAAGUAAAACAACAUCGAAUGGAAGAUGCUCUGAUUUAUUAGAAAUAGCUGGUCAAUCAUUAACGGAAGGGCGUUACAAACUUGUAUUCAACGUAGAAAAUUAUUUUACUACAACUGAAAGAUUAUCGUUGUAUCCAAUUAUUGAAGUGAUAUUUGACAUAAAAAAUGCUAAUCAAAACUAUCAUUUGCCACUUCUCGUAAAUCCCUUCGGAUAUAUUACUAACAAAGCAUUAAUUGAACUAGUAAAAACUGCAUUAAACCUACGUUUGAUACUUCUAAAGUAA
This is a messenger RNA of Cotesia congregata, 2145 nucleotides long. NCBI's taxonomy places the organism in Eukaryota, Metazoa, Arthropoda, Insecta, Hymenoptera, Braconidae. The record is from the annotation of a GenBank genome assembly.